This is a messenger RNA of Cicer arietinum (chickpea), 1386 nucleotides long. Its product is annotated as stearoyl-[acyl-carrier-protein] 9-desaturase 6, chloroplastic. Gene Ontology annotation, molecular function: stearoyl-[ACP] desaturase activity. Lineage: Eukaryota; Viridiplantae; Streptophyta; Magnoliopsida; Fabales; Fabaceae. Gene Ontology annotation, cellular component: chloroplast stroma. The record is from RefSeq and is a predicted model, not a curated record. Gene Ontology annotation, biological process: fatty acid metabolic process.
UCAUUAUUUUCACAAUUAAGCACCAAACAAAAUAUAAAAUAUCAUAACCAUGCAUAUUCAAACUUGUCACUCCAUGACGACACUUCCUUUAACAUGGAACAUUCCAACACAUGUAAACUAUCGAACUCAUCGCCACCUAUUACCACCACCAAAAUCAACCAUCACCGCCACACCACCACCACUAAAAAUCCACAAAACUCACUCAUUGCCACCGGAAAAAGUUGAAAUUUUCAAGUCACUUGAAAAUUGGGCCUCAGAAUCGGUCUUACCACUUCUAAAGCCCGUUGAACAAUGCUGGCAGCCACAGAAUUUUCUCCCUGAUCCAUCAUUACCGUUCGAUGAAUUCACAGAUCAAGUGAAAUCUCUUCGUGAACGAACAAAAGAGCUUCCAGAUGAAUAUUUUGUGGUGUUGGUUGGUGAUAUGGUGACGGAAGAGGCGCUUCCGACAUAUCAGAGUAUGAUUAAUAAUCUUGAUGGAGUUGGGGAUGAGGUUGGAUCAAGUCCAAGCCCAUGGGCCGUUUGGACCCGGGCUUGGACUGCCGAAGAAAAUAGACAUGGGGAUUUGCUUAAGACUUAUUUGUAUCUUUCUGGUCGGGUUGAUAUGGAGAUGAUUGAAAAGACCGUUCAGUACCUCAUUGGAGCUGGCAUGGACCCAGGUACAGAAAACAACCCAUAUUUAGGGUUCGUGUACACCUCAUUCCAAGAACGAGCAACCUUCGUAUCACACGGCAACACUGCUCGUCUAGCGAAAGAAGGUGGCGAUCCAGUGCUUGCACGCAUAUGCGGUACCAUAGCAGCAGACGAAAAGCGUCACGAGAACGCAUACUCAAAAAUCGUUGAGAAGCUUCUAGAAGUGGAUCCCAGUGGAGCAAUGUUAGCCAUUGGUGAUAUGAUGGAAAAAAAGAUCACAAUGCCGGCACACCUUAUGUACGAUGGACAUGACCCCAAGCUAUUCGAGCACUUUGCGGCUGUGGCGCAGCGUACGGGCGUGUACACGGCAAAUGAUUACGCUGAUAUUUUGGAGUUUUUGGUCCAACGGUGGAGAUUAGAGAAGCUGGAGGGAUUGACGACUGAGGGGAAAAGGGCGCAGGAAUAUGUGUGUGGGUUAGCGCCUAGGAUUAGAAGGCUGCAAGAGCGUGCUGAUGCACGUGCUCGUAACAUGAAACCACAUGGGGUUAAGUUUAGUUGGAUUUUUAAUAACGAGGUUGUUUUGUGAGUUUUUUUUUUUUUUUUUAGCGUGGGAUUUGAGAUUAUCACUGUGGGUUACAACAACUCACCUUGACACACCAAGGAACUUUGGAUAGUGGAGUGGAGAAUGUAUGAUACUAAAAGAAUUAACAAAUAUGUAUGAAUAAUUUUGUUAAUAGUUGUUUCUGUUGAUGAAAA